Solanum lycopersicum (tomato) is the source of this 2222-nucleotide messenger RNA. RefSeq lists its product as uncharacterized. NCBI's taxonomy places the organism in Eukaryota, Viridiplantae, Streptophyta, Magnoliopsida, Solanales, Solanaceae. The record is from RefSeq and is a predicted model, not a curated record. Gene Ontology annotation, molecular function: protein binding.
AGUACAGUGUCCGGGGACUAUGACACUUGUUUGACGACCGUUUCUAUUUUGCCUAUUGCUGCAUGUCAUACAAAUUACAUUAAAUCUCAGAAAUUGGGCGAUGAAACCAAUUAUUUUUAGUCAAAAAUUAGCGUUACAAAUACUCUCUUUAUCAUCUACUUUGCUGCACAUUUUGUUUUCUUGAAUUUUCGGUUUUUGAUUUGAUUACUGUGUUUCAGUUAACUUGUUAAUCAUGAGAUGGGAAAGGGUGUCUGUACAUGGAGGUGGUGGGCCUGGUAAAAAGUGGGGACACACCUGUAGCGCUGUCGUAGGAGGUAGACUUCUCUAUGUCUUUGGUGGUUUUGGUGAUGAUAACAGGCAUACUAAUAAAGUUCACGUCUUUGACAAUGUUAAUAGAAUUUGGAGUGAGCCAGUGACAAAGGGAACUUUGCCUUCACCAAGGGACAGCCACAGUUGUACAGCAGUUGGAGAUAAUUUGUUUGUGUUCGGGGGCACAAAUGGGACAAAUUCUCUUAACGAUUUAUACAUUUUGGACACCUCUUCGAAUACAUGGAUAGCACCCAGUCUAAGAGGUGAUCCCCCUAAUCCAAGGGAAGGCCACAGUGCAGCACUCAUUGGUAAACGGCUUUUCAUAUUUGGCGGAUGUGGCAACAUUGAUGGCACUGAAAUAUUCUAUGAUGACGUUUACGUACUGAAUACAGAGACACUUAUGUGGAAACGCAUUAUGCCAUCAGGCAUUCCGCCAAGUAAACGCGAGAGCCAUUCCUGUUCAUCUUGGAACAAUAAGAUCAUUAUCAUAGGUGGUCAAGACACAUCUAGCUUUUAUCAGUCAGAUGUUCAUAUACUUGACACAGAUACCCUGAGCUGGUCCAAGUUGAACACUAAGGGCCAGAUUUUGCCACCGCGAGCUGGGCAUACAACCAUUUCAUUGGGCAGGCACCUGUUUGUCUUUGGGGGUUUCGCUGAUAACCAGAGCCUAUUUGACGACGUUUACGUGCUUGAUGUUGCUUCUGGUACAUGGAGUGAGGUCGAGCUCACUGGUGAGGGCCCAUCCCCCAGAUUCUCAGUAGCUGGGGAUUGUUUAGAUCCACAUGUGGGAGGUACUCUUGUAUUGAUAGGUGGUUGUAAUAACACACUUCAACCCUUGGAGGACAUGUAUUAUCUACAAACAGGCAUUGUUAGAGAGGAUGAACGAGACGAAAGAAGGAUAGCGAAAUUGUCUUUGAGAAAGCAAUUGAAGCUGAAAUGCCAGAAGCAACAAGCUUCAGCUUCUCCCGGCGAUAAUUCUUUUGAACGAUUUGAUAAUAACGCUAAUGUUCAUCAUCAAAUGCCUGUGAACUAUACACAGCCAAGUCGACAUAAUGUUUAUUCAAAUGAAUACCAGACUCCUCUGAGGACGAAGACAUUUCAAGCCAUGGUCACAAAGAGUUUUCCAAAUGGCUAUACCGUUGAAACUGUUAUUGAUGGAAAACCCCUUCGUGGAUUAGUAUUUUCCUCCAAACCAAGACCUGAACAGACUCCCUGUAAUGAUCCUAUCAGGAAUAUGGGAAAUGGUGAAACUGAUAGAGAAAAGCAGAAUGGCGACCAUAAUUCUGUUAGAGAAGCUACAAGACCUUCAGAAACCAAUGUGAGCGACUUCCAGCAAGCAGAUAUCUUAGGUGGGAAUUCUAUCAGAAAUGAGCCUCCAGUUGGAGGUGCUACAGCUCAAAUGGAGAGUCCGUUGACCUCUUAUGCUCCACCUGCCCAUGAGGUUCGUAAUGUGUCCGAUGUUGUGAAUUUGGGAAGUGGUAUGCUUACUGAUGCAGUCGAUGGUGGUACUAAGGUGUCUAAGGAGAAUUCUUCUGCAACUAAUGACUCUUGAAUCCUUUAUUUAAGAAUCAAACAGCUUGGAAAAAGAUUUUCUCAAUCAAAUUAUUUGAGAUAAGAAUCAAUGUAACACCGAUUAGCCUUGUGCAAUUUUAUGGAGAUGGCGGAGGGAAUUAAUUCACUUCAUCUCUACAGUCUGCUUGAGGAUAUUAUAGUUUCAUUUUCCUUAGGUUUGAUAUUUCUGGGUAAAGAUUCCCAAUGAAUUUAUAUGAAAAAAAAAAAAUCAUAUCGACUGCGGUGUUGUGGUCACCAGCUUAGCUAAUAGUAGAAGCUUUAGUGAAAUUCAAGGAGACAACUUUACUAAUCACCUGUUAAACUGUUUUUAAUUAACUAUGAAGUGCUUAUCUGCCUCCCUA